This is a messenger RNA of Sardina pilchardus (European sardine), 6682 nucleotides long. Its product is annotated as A disintegrin and metalloproteinase with thrombospondin motifs 2-like. Gene Ontology annotation, biological process: proteolysis; extracellular matrix organization. Gene Ontology annotation, cellular component: extracellular matrix. Bases 70 to 4107 code for a protein of 1345 amino acids. The record is from RefSeq and is a predicted model, not a curated record. Gene Ontology annotation, molecular function: metalloendopeptidase activity. The transcript is spliced from 22 exons. NCBI's taxonomy places the organism in Eukaryota, Metazoa, Chordata, Actinopteri, Clupeiformes, Clupeidae.
GGCAGAGGACCAGGAAGUGUUGUAGACUCCCUGCAGCAUAAGCUUGGGGACUAUGGACUGGUGAGGCCAAUGCUCACGGAUGCAGAAGGCCGCUUCCUCUCACACGGCGUCUCAUCUGGCCAGGUGAGUGGGGGGCAGUUCCGUAGGCGCUGGCGUAGAGAGGCGGGUUCGGCCAGUGACACCCAUGACCUGGGUGGGCAGGAGACGAGCGGCCACAGCAACAGCAACAGCGGCAACCAGGAGCGUCUCUACUACAACGUGACCAUCUUCGGCCGGGAGUUACACCUGCGUCUGAGACUCAACUCACGACUGGUGGCUCCCGGAGCCAAGAUGGAGUGGCAGAGCGACGAGAGGGAGGGGAAGGUGCAGGGCCAGGGCUCCCACACAAAGCCUCUGCACAUCAGCUGUCUCUACGUGGGAGACGUCGUCGGCUCGCGAGACGCUGCUGUGGCCAUAAGCAACUGUGACGGCCUGGCUGGAAUGAUCAGGACAGAGCACGAGGAGUUCUUUAUUGAGCCGCUGGAGAAAGGACAGCACAUCGUCCAGCAGGAGGAGGAAGGGGCUGGACGGGAGCACGUCGUGUAUCGCACGUCGGCCAUAAAGAAGCCUCAUGUUAGUCCACAAGCUGCCGACUAUCGCACCAGAGGUGCCGCUCUGGACGGUCUGAUGGACCUUGAGACGCUGUACCGCGGAGUGGAGCAGAAUGUGAACCAGAGCCGCAGGGCGCGCAGACAGGCUCAGGACGGAGACUACAACAUUGAGGUCAUGCUUGGAGUGGACAACUCUGUGGAGCAGUUCCAUGGCCAUGAGCACGUCCAGAUGUAUCUGCUCACGCUCAUGAAUAUUGUGAAUGAGAUUUACCAUGACGAUUCUCUUGGGGCCCAGAUCAACGUGGUUCUGGUCCGUAUCAUCAUGCUGGGGGCUGAGAAGUCUGCACAGCUGAUAGUAAAAGGCAACCCGUCCAUGAGUCUGCAGAAUGUGUGUCGCUGGGCGUUCCUGCAGCAGAAGAGCAGCACAGACGACACCCAGUACCACGACCACGCCAUCUUCCUCACACGCCAGGAGUUCGGCCCCACGGGCAUGCAGGGUUAUGCCCCAGUGACGGGGAUGUGUCACCCAGUGCGGAGCUGCACUCUCAACCAUGAAGACGGCUUCUCCUCCGCAUUUGUGGUGGCCCAUGAGACUGGACAUGUGCUGGGGAUGGAGCAUGAUGGCCAGGGAAACCGCUGUGGUGACGAGGUGCCGUUGGGCAGCAUCAUGGCCCCUCUGGUGCAGGCCGCCUUCCACCGCUUCCAGUGGUCCCGCUGCAGCAAACACGAGCUGAACCGCUACCUGCACUCGUAUGACUGUCUCCGUGACGACCCAUUCAACCAUGAGUGGCCAUCGAUCCCAUCCCUGCCUGGUUUACAUUACUCCAUGAACAACCAGUGCCGCUUUGAUUUUGGUGCCGGCUACAUGAUGUGCACAGCGUACCGCCCAUUUGACCCAUGCAAACAACUGUGGUGCAGUCAUCCCGACAACCCUUUCUUCUGCAAAACCAAAAAAGGCCCACCCAUCGAUGGGACAAUGUGUGGAGAUGGCUUGCACUGUUUUAAAGGCCACUGCGUGAGGCUGAGCCCUGACCUCAUCAGGCAGGAUGGCCACUGGAGCUCCUGGAGUCCGUGGGGCCAGUGCUCGCGCUCCUGUGGGGGAGGGGUGCGCUUCCGCACGCGCGGCUGCAACAACCCGCACCCUGCCAACGGAGGCCGCACGUGCGAGGGCCCUACGUACCAGUUUGAGCUGUGCAAGCGUGACGAGUGUGACGGGCCCUACCAGGACUUCAGGGAGAAGCAGUGCCUCAUGUGGGCCUACACCCUCGACGAGCAGAAUGCCAAGCACCACUGGUUGCCUUACGAGCACAGAGACCCUAAGCAGCGCUGCCAGUUGUUCUGCCAGUCCAAGGAGACGCGCGCGGUGGUCAGUAUGAAGCCCAUGGUGGAGGACGGCACGCGCUGCUCCUACAAAGACCCCUACAGCGUGUGUGUGCGCGGCAGCUGUGAGAAAGUGGGCUGUGAUGGAGUGAUUGGCUCCAUGCAACAAGAGGACAACUGUGGAGUCUGUGGGGGUGACAACUCCAGCUGCCAUGUCAAAAAGGACAACGUCACACGCUACCCCAUCAAAACAGGUUACCUGAGAGUACUUGAAAUCCCACGUGGGGCCCGACAUCUACUCAUCCAGAUCCCAAAGGGAGCCCCACAUGCCUUAGUGGUGAAGAACAAGGCAAAUAGCCUGUUCUUCCUGAAUGCAGACAGGAAAUUCUCCGAGUUCACUUCUGUGAUUGAGAAGGGUGUGGAAUGGGAGUAUGAGACGGACAAAGACAAAGAGACCCUUCAGACGACCGGCCCUCUGAGACAUGACACAGUCAUUAUGAUUCAUACCAACGGUGAAUCCAAAAUCACGCUGUCCUACAAGUUCAUCAUCAAAAAUGCCAACGAGAACAACGAGAACAACAUCCCUCUGGAUGAUGGUGUUUCAUACAAGUGGAUAGUGGAAGGGUGGUCAACAUGCAGCAAGCCAUGUGGAAGAGGUCAGCAGCAUGCACUUUAUGCCUGUAUGAAGACCACGAACCAUGAGUCUGUGAAGGUGGAGCGCCCCUGUGGUGACAUGAAGAAACCAGCAUCAGAGAGCAGAUACUGCAACAUGAAGGAGUGCCCACUGCCCAUCUGGGAUGUGGAGGCCUGGGGGCCGUGCACUGAGACCUGUGGCAAGCUGGGCUACAAGAUCAGGGUCGUCACCUGCAUGAAACUGCUGGAAGAUGGCACCAGGCGCAAGAUUCGCAACAGACACUGCAAUGACAACCGGCCUGAUUCUCGCCAGCCCUGUAACAGACACCCCUGUCCACACUGGAAAGUUGGACCCUGGUCUGAGUGCUCGGUCACAUGCGGUAGUGGGAGUCAAGAGCGGCAUGUGCAGUGUCGCAACCGUGCCACCACCAUCACUGGGUCAUGCCUUGAGGACAGCAAGCCUGCAACAGUGCAGACGUGCCUGAUGUCUCCCUGUCAAAGUAAUUUCUUGAUCCAGUGGCUGUCCAAGCCUAACACUCGCGACCCUGCCCCAAAGAUUUCCUCAAGGCAAAAGUGCCAGAAAGACAGGUCAGUGUUUUGCCGUAUGGAGGUUCUGCGACAGUACUGCAACCUGCCUGGAUACCAGCGCUUGUGCUGCAAGUCUUGCGCCGCCAACACCACAACUUCUGAUCGCUCUAAAUCAAGCACACAUUCAAGUCAUACCACACAGCACACAACUACCACCACCACCACCACAGUCCAGUCAACUCACAGCUAUAGCACAACCCCUUUUAUCACAAGCCAGACUCCUGCCACGUUUACUAGAGCAGCUGAUAAACAUAAUACCACUCCCAGCACAUCAUUCACUGUCCCCAGCAACCUCUCCACUCAUACAACUGCUCCCCUCGCUCAGACAAGUGCUCCCCAUGUCAUCUCAGCCAGUAAUGGUACGUCAGAGAACAGCAGAACUGAAUACAGGGAAAAUCUGGUGACUGCCACUACCUGGCUUGAUUAUACUCCAACAGAGGGUCCAACAGACGUAAUAGAUGACUCUUUGAUAACCAGCAGUCCAGUCACAGUUGAUGAUUCCACACUCAGAAUCACUGUCAGUGAAGAUGACGCCAAAGAUUUGACCACAUCUGGUUGGCUAGAAGUCACCGAUCACUUACUUGAGAGUGUGACCACUCCAUCAACAUCUGCAGACUACAACAAACAGGAGACUGAGGCAUCAACAAUGACGACAACAACAGUGAUGAUGACAACAACAACACCAGCAAUGAUGACAACAACUAGCAUAACAAUGAGGACAACAACCACUUCACCAGUGACAUCCAUCAGCUCAACUAGCACGCUAGCCACACAGCCUGAGGUGACAAGUGAAGGUAACGCCAUCAAUAUUCCCUUCCGGAUCAUCGGGGUAGACAGUGACGUCCCCCUGAAUAAUGUCAUCUCCAGUCGUGGCCGCAUCUUCCUACGAGAACGAACAAGGAACAAGCGCAUCCAGGAACUCCUUGAUGAGAAACGGAACUUUCUCCUGCGCCUGAAACGAGAACAGGCUGCCUGAUGUCCAAAUAUGGUUAUCUGUCAACAGAACACUGCACAUAUCUUUCCCCAGAUUGAAGUUAUUGAUUUAAUCCCACUGCUGCUCUUGGUACUCCAUCAAGACUAUACAAAUAUGGUACUUGUGCUUCCUCAGCCCCUAACAGUGUAGAGGAUGGCAAACUGAACUUUGUGGAAUAAAGAAACCACUGGCAGAUGUUUGCACAGUUGCUUUGAAUGGAAAAAGCUUCACCUAAGACAUUUGUUCCAGCUUUAACAUUCAAAACAAUUUUCUUUAGAUGUUCUAUAUAUUGGCGAUAUCCUUCUAAUGAGAAAGAAAAAUCUCUGUUUAGUCCCUGUUUCAAAUAUCCAAACAGGUUGAGGCACAUAAUGUUCACUGUAUCUCUAAGUACAGUCCGUUAAAUUUCAUUCCAAUCGGUUUUAUUUAUUUAUUUUGAACCAUUAACAAAAAAAAGAGUGUGUAGCACAUUACAGAGCCCAAGACCAUUAAGUCAUUCAACUUAGGUUGACUGUAGCUUUCCAAAUGAAAUUUCACAAUUGCAGCUUAUCACAAAAUAUAGUUAGGGCCUAUGCUUAGAGAUAGUGUCGCCAUAGACUGCAGUUUUGCUAUAUUUUGUUGUUUCUUGCUGUACAGAUACAUGCCAGCAAAGUGAAAUUCUCUGUCCCAUUAAUACCAGUUAGAAGCAGGUGAUGGUGACAUAGUUGAGCAGGUUGGGUGGGAAGAGUUGGGGUUUAAUCCAACAAAUGAGUGAAUUUCAGUUAAUCAGGUUGGAAAAUUGCAGAACCAUGGCGCUCAAUUGGUUAAAGAUAGAGUUAGUGAUAUUCUAAAGAGAUUAUUUUGGACUCAACAGCCCAAAGAUACAGUAGAUCCUUCCCCUCAGUGCCCCAUAGGUUUAGAGGUGUUUCUGAUUGGCUGCAAUGAGGGGGCACACUGUGUUUGAUUUCAGUUUACAGAGCCAGGGCUGUGUAGGAAAAACAAUAUUUUUUUUUUCAAAUACAAAAAAAGUGUAUUGUCUUGUAAUCUAUUACUUGAUUGAUUUGAUAUGGGGUUGUUGUUCCUCCUUAAUCCAAACAACACAACACGCCCACAUAGAGAGAAGAAAGCUUGGCCUGCAUGUAUCUGUACUGUUUGUUCUGUGCGCCCAGUCAUAGCUCUAGUUCCCACAAGUCUGGGGACACUGGACAUGCAUUGGCCAAUUUCACUUUCUUUCUUUCUUUUUUUUUCUUUUUUUUUUUUUAAAUAUGAAAUGCUCGAGCUGUCUCACUGCAACUACAGCUCUUUGGGACUAAUUGCCAACAGUGAUUACAUAGCCUAUAUAAACUAUUUUAUUGAUUAAUGUGAAGUGUAAUGAUCUCCAGGUCUGUGGCCGAUCAGCAUAAUUGUGGUCCUCACAUUUCACUGAAUCAAACUGUUGAGGCCCUCAUUGAGUAAACAAACUGUUCAAACAAGCCAAAUUGUCUCUGGAUAGAAAAAGGAAAGUGUCUGGAUUCAGACUGGUGAGUGAGAUAUUGGUAUGAAAACAAAUGUUUAUCUAGCAACCUUUUUUAUGGAUCUUUUAUUUUUUGGCAAACUUUUUGUGUGCAAUGUUUUAAUGUACCUGUACAUGCAUGCCACACUGAUAGGUGUCUUAGAUGUCCUACAGUAUUUAUGAAAUAUCCAUGUGUGGCAAGGUAAUGCUAAUCAACCUUAGCUACAUCAAUUUGACCUCAGAUAGAAAAUAUAUGACAAAUUGGUCUACCUAGAAAGAGAUACUAAAUAAAUAUCAUUAUUUUCUGAUAUGAGACUGAAAUAUUCCAUAUAAAAUCAGGGUUUGUGUAAAAAAUAUUACAGAGUCAUACUCUAAUGUUUGAGUAGGGAUUCAUAGCUUUAGGCUGAAGGUGUCAAUCUCUGAUUGGCAUCAUCAAGGGUUUUCUAUGAUCACUGUUGUUAUGUAGCUACUUGAGGGAUUUCCAUCAAUCCAGUGCAGUGUUGGAGGAAAGAAAACACAAAAUGUCCAAAUCACUCACAUCUUUUGAUUCCCUUUCUGGCACAAUUGAGUUCCAGGAAAUGCUGGUGCUAUCUUUAUUGUGUACGGUCAGAUGCUUAAAAAUGUGUGCUGACUGGACAUUGCUACUUUGGCUGCUCUGUGAUCUUAAGACACUUUGUGGGAUAUAAAAAAGCAAUUUGCCUUUAUUCAGGGAAAUGGGAAAUGCCACGGUCUAACAUUUAUACAAUGUUUUGUUGUGUGGAAAACAAAACAGCCUGUUUGUCUUUGUUAAUUAAUUUGCACCUUAUUGAUAAUAAUGUGCCCAAUAUAUAGAAAAAGGAUGAGGCUAAACUAAUUAUGUAUGUAUCUUUAUAUUUGGUGGCAUUAUAUUUUUUAUUUUUUAUUGUUUUCCAUAUUGUAAAUAUUUUCAAAGCAGGAAAAAAAUCUUCAAAUAAAAAAAAUAUUUUACUCUUUGCAUCUCAUAGAGGCUUUAAAGAGCAAUUAUUUCAGCCUUAUAAAUGGAUGUUUGCCAUGGUUGCAAAACCACAAUGUGUUGUACAGUAUGGAGUAUAUGUACAUAUGGUUGAAAAUUGAGUAUUUAUUAAAGUUUAC